Molecule: messenger RNA, 3731 nt
Organism: Mycetomoellerius zeteki
Lineage: Eukaryota; Metazoa; Arthropoda; Insecta; Hymenoptera; Formicidae
Gene: Hrd3
Product: HMG-coA reductase degradation 3
Exons: 6
Coding region: 950-3238 (762 amino acids)
Biological process (GO): ERAD pathway
Cellular component (GO): endoplasmic reticulum membrane
Molecular function (GO): protein binding
Source: RefSeq, a predicted model, not a curated record
GCAAUGGUUGCCAACGGUUGUGCGAUUGUCACGUAUUCUUUACUUCUCGUAUAAAAAAUCAUUAUUCGAAUUCUAAAAUGUUCCAGUUUUUAUGAAACUUCGAAAAAAAAUCAUUCGUUUAUAGCGCGUUCACGCAGAUACGAUCAAAAUAAAACUUUUCGAACAACUAACCUAUAAACUUAUAAAUCUAUCUGUACUUCUACCGACUUCUACAAGGUGCAGUUGGCGCAACUUGGCGGCUUAAUUAAUUCCGUCGGAAGACGGCACUAUUAUUAUUAUUAUUUUUUUUUCUCGACUUAUCUAUCCUUAUCUAAUAUGAUCUAAAACGCAUAUCUAUUAUUACGUCGUUCCAUAGUACGCGUUCUGAGUAGAGACAAAGGACACGAAUAACAUUGAAUAUAUAUAUAUAUAUCAGAGUUUUUAAUAUUUCGAGAGAUAAACUAUUUUGCUUCAUCGUGUUCAGUCGACGGUGGACGUGAGUAGAGACGUGAGGAGUUGAGGACGUGUCACUAUUGCGCGGUGUAAACAAGGUGUAAUCAGGUGUAAUACGCAUUCGUGUGCGGCACGGACGGCGUGAGGCCACGGGCCACGUUUAUUAUGGCGAUUGCACGCUUUUAGCGGUGAACAGCUGACUCGACGAAUGUUUUCCCGCGUGGUGUGUCAUAACGCGUGUACACACGACUCGUGACGGGUCCUCGUUUGAUCGAUCGUGAGCCUACUGUUUUUGUUGACAUCCGUCAGCCGCGGGAAGAUGUGUAUUGACGUGUCCUAAUGACGUAAUUGGUCGAAGAGGCGAGACGGCUCUCGCGAAUGUCCACGUAUGUACGUGUCAAAUGCGAUCAAUCGCGCGUCUCGUAUAACCGCGUGCCCGAGAGGGCGAUGAGCACGUUAAGGUCACCGGCGUUAUAGGUUUGUAAUGAGGCCUUGCGUUUGAAUUCUCGCCGAAGCUAUGAAGUCCAACGGGAGGGUCGUGUUCCUGCCGCUCCUGGCGUUGUUUCUCUUGAGCACCGCGGAACUGGAGACUGGCUCGAAGAAGCGCGGCGAUAUCACGCAGAAGUCGAAUACUAAUGAAGAGGAGGAGGAGGUCGCGAUCGAGGAUAUCGAGAAUGCCUUCGAACAACUGCGCGAGCUGAGUGCUCUGCGUGACACGAUAAUGAAACUCGUACCGACGUCCGAUCCGAUCUAUGAGAAGAUCAACAAACAGACCGGUAAAAAGGAGGAUGGAGAGAGCAAAACGGAGACCGCCAACAAGGAGACCCUGGAGAAUCCGGGAACAAGAAACGUAUGGAUGAAGACUAUGAUAGCUCAAACAAAAGAUACAGACUCUAUAGUUUUAAACGAGAGACCAAUGGAUGAAGAGGAUUUGGAAUCCUGGGAAGCUCAAGAGCUGUACGAAACGCUCGAGGAGGAUGUCCAAGAGCCAUUAUCAGUGGAACAACAAGCAGCCGAGCAAUUGUUCAAGAAAGCAGAAAGUAUCAUAAAUGCGAUGCGCGCUAACAAAGAAGAGGGUUAUAGGUUGCUCGUUGAAGCAGCAAAGUUAGGCCAUCGUGAGGCAAAAUCUAUAUUGACAUGGGCAAGAUUACUUGGAUCUCCCUUGGGUUCGACUACCCUGGAAGUAGCUAUUAACGACAUACCUAAUAUAUUUAAAAUAUUCAAGGAGCUUGCAGAUACUGGACUCUCGUCUGCUCAUAUGGGAAUGGGAUUUUUGUAUGCAAUCGGUAUUGGUGGCGUUAAUGCAUCUCAAGCAAAAGCUUUACUUCAUUAUACCAUAGCUGCUCUCGGUGGUGACGUUCGUGCUCAAAUGGUGAUGGGAUAUCGUCAUUGGGCAGGUGUGACAACACCGGCCUCUUGUGAACGUGCUUUAGACUUUUAUCGAAAGGUAGCGAAGAAGGUCGCAGAAGAAGUCUCGCUGAGUGGUGGUCCAGUAGUUCAACGGGUUCGACUCUUAGAUGAGCAUGAAAACCCAGGAUAUACUUCCGGAAUUUUUGAUCAAGAUUUAAUAGAGUAUUAUCAAUUGUUAGCCAAAAAGGGCGAUACUCAGGCACAAGUCGGACUUGGACAACUUCAUUAUCAAGGAGGUAGAGGAGUUCCUCUGGAUCACGAAAGAGCAGUGCAAUAUUUUCAACAUGCUGCUGACGCUGGCAAUCCAGUAGCUAUGGCGUUCCUUGGAAAGAUUUAUUUAGAAGGAAGCGAAAUUGUUAAGCAAGACAAUGAAACAGCGUAUAAGUAUUUCAAGAAAGCUGCAGAGUUAGGCAAUCCAGUAGGCCAGAGUGGAUUAGGUCUGAUGUACUUAUAUGGAAUGGGAGUAGAAAGAAAUACUGGUAAAGCAUUACAAUAUUUCAGUCAAGCUGCAGAACAAGGUUGGGUUGAUGGACAGUUGCAGUUAGGCAAUAUGUAUUUCAGUGGCAUAGGCGUGAGGCGAGAUUACAAAAUGGCGAACAAGUAUUUUAAUUUAGCUAGUCAGUCCGGUCAUGUAUUGGCGUACUAUAAUCUUGCUCAGAUGCAUGCCACUGGCACUGGAAUGAUGAGAAGCUGUCCGACAGCCGUGGAAUUAAUGAAAAACGUUGCCGAAAGAGGAAAGUGGAGCGAUCAAUUGAUGGUCGCACAUUCUGAUUAUAGAGACGGCAGAGUGAACGAAGCAUUCCUCAAUUACGCCCUGUUUUCUGAAAUGGGUUAUGAGGUUGCGCAGAGUAACGCGGCAUUCAUUUUAGAUAGAGGAGAAACUGAUAUUCUAUCAGAAGAACAAGGCUUAGUUAGAGCUUUGGCAUUGUGGGCACGAGCUGCUGCACAAGGCUAUUCCGCUGCGCAGGUAAAACUUGGAGAUGCGCAUUACUACGGCAGAGGAACAAAAGUUGAUUAUGAAGUUGCUGCGAGUCAUUACCGUUCGGCAUCCGAACAACAGCACAACGCUCAGGCCAUGUUUAACUUAGGAUACAUGCAUGAACGCGGUCUAGGUUUAGCUAAAGACCGACAUUUAGCUAAACGAUGCUACGAUUUAGCCGCGGAUGCUAGUCCUGAUGCGCGAAUACCUGUAGCACUAGCUUUGAUCAAACUUUCUUUCCUCUUCGGCUUCGAUUACCUACAAGAAUUCAGUUUAGUCGAUCAAUUGGAUAAAUGGGAUCAAUUGCUUGGACAAAACUGGGAUUUAUAUCUUAUUGGAUUUCUCACAGGAAUGCUUAGUCUUAUUAUAUACUUCCGCAGACCGCAGCCACCUCCCCCACCGAGACCUGUUAACUAAAUUUUGUAUUUUCAUUCAUUUUGUUUCAUAUAUAUAUAUAUGAAUAUACAUAGAUUUUUCUAGACUAAGCUUGGAAAGAAUUUUAUAAGAGAUUCAUAUUGGAACAUCGUUUUUUAUAACAUCCUUCCUAUGGCGCAAGUUGAGUAACCUCGAGUUCAAUAUUUCAGUGCGUUAAAUGUGUAUAUAUCAUAGUAAUUUACUUCUAACUCAGAGAUUACUCCUAAAUUUGUUGAAAGUUGUAUAAUGCCAUAACUGAUAAUUGGUGAUUUUUUAAUAUAAAUUACUUUGGUUAGUUCUCGUAUGCUAAUGUGUGGACUCUAAGCUUAGUUCCUAGUUUAUAAAGUUCCAUUAUUAAGCUCACACACAAUGUAUAUCAUGUGAGUAGGAAUAUUGUCCAUAAAUGAACGGGUUUAUUACGACAUAUUUAGAGUUCCCUCCUUUGCAAAACAGUCAAAUUUAUUCAAAUUCACAAUUCUGUAUAUCAUAUUUUCUU